AUCAUCUCCGGCUGAGGUAGGCCCUUUGCCUCAGCGCUUGACAAAUUGGGCUCAUGUGAACAGUCCUUGUCAUUGCCUGUCACCGCAGAUUUGGACUGUGGUUAUCUACGAACUGUCUGAGCCAGAAUCUGCCCGUCUGCCACCGUGCUACCAGCAUCGAAACAGAAAGAAGGAUUGAAAUGUCGAACACAACUGCUGGAAAUGGCACUUCCCUUCUGAAUCACAUAUCCCGAGGUUAUAUUCACUGAAGACGGUCUGGAAAAUUGUGACACCUUGACUUUCGCUCCUCUUGUUGCCUCUGACCUUGUUCAAUCCUAAUCACCAUGGCAUCUUUCGCCCAGGCACCAGAGCUUCAGAGCGUGGUGGCCCUGAUAAAAACAUUAACAAAUGUACAGCUCAAAGACAUUCUCAGGAAUGAGGGACUCGCUGUCUCCGGGGUUAAGGCCUCGCUGCAGCUUCGGAUCAUUGACUUUAUUGAAAGGCUUUAUCAGGGAGGCCAGAAUGAUCGCUACGAUGGUUUGAGGAGAUUCAUAUAUGCAACAGCACAUCGGCCAUUACCAGGAGCUCCCCCAGCACAGCAACUACCUAACUCACAAUACCAAUCGCCCUCAGCUACGCCUUUGUCUACGUCGCAUCGGCCAUCCCCCCUCGGCUUUCCGAUGUCAACCAAUAGAUUAAGUCCUGAGCGAUUGAGUUUCAAGGAAAGCCCUUUCUACACGAUAAUAGAGCAGCUUACUCCCACGGUCGAGUGCAAAGUUCGCGAACAGACCAGGGAUUAUGUGGAACUCAAAGUUGUUCUUACACCACCUGUCAUCACCCAACUGCAAUCCGAUCCUAAUAUACGGAUAAUGAUCUAUUGUGCCGCGGACACCGGUCUCAAUCAGCCCACAAAAUCAGACAUUGCCUUUCCCCAUCAGGUUGAGCUCAAGGCCAAUCUUGAUGAAGUGAAGGCGAAUCUGCGAGGAUUGAAAAAUAAACCAGGUACAACGCAGCCUGCAGAUGUGACAAAUUAUAUCCGCAAGAAGCCAGGCUAUUCCAACAAUGUCGUUAUGACCUAUGCCUUGACACAAAAAAAGUUCUUUAUUCGGGCCAAUCUUGUACAACGCCAUCCGGUGGAAGAGCUUGUGGCUGAAUUGAAAUCGAGGAAGACCAUCUCUAGGGACCAAGUUCUGCGGGAGAUGAAAAGCAGGGCGGAUGAUACGGACAUUGUUGCCACAUCCAGCGUUAUGUCAUUAAAAUGCCCUCUGUCCACUCUUCGAAUCGAGGUGCCCUGUCGCUCUGUGAAAUGUACGCAUAAUCAGUGCUUUGAUGCAUCGUCUUUCUUGCAAUUACAAGAACAAGCACCAACCUGGUCAUGUCCUGUUUGCUCCAAAGCGACGAGUUUUGAAUCUCUACAAAUUGAUCAGUAUGUCGAUGAUAUUCUCCACUCAACCUCGGGAGACGUCGAACAAAUUGUCAUAGAGCCAGAUGGCACAUGGUCAAGUCCUAAAGGCGACGAAAACGGGGCACCAGGUGGCGCUACCCCCGCAACAGACGACGACUACAACGAGGAAGAAGAGGACGAUGACUUGAUAGAAAUCAAGGAACCCGGAAUUCCAACUGUCAAACGGGAAUCUCUUCCCAGUCGCAAUCUAACCCUACAGCGGACCCCAGUUCAGUCGCGCGAACCUUCGACAGCAUCAUCCAUAGCUCGCCCGUCUACGAAUAAGCGCCCUGCAGCCCAGGUUAUUGAUCUUACCGGUAGUGAUGAUGAUGACUCGCCCGUGAGGCCAGCUAAACGUCCAGCAUUGGAUGUGUUCAGCCGCUCUCUGCCGCGACAAGGCUUCCGCAGCUCGUACAGCGGGGGGACUGUCAAUGGGAAGGUCAGCCCAUAUGGGAGCCAACAUAGUCCCGAAUCAUCCGGUAGAAUCGGUGGGUAUGAUGCAUGAUAACUGGUCACUUAAAUCACUUGCAUGGAGUUGCGGCGCUUUGUCCCCUUCCCUCCACCUCCUUCUCCCGAUUUUUUUUAUAUCUAAUUUGGGGGGUGUUGCGGCAGGGAAGGGGCCUGCUUGAAUUUGGUCCAGGUUAAAAGCAUGGGACACGAGAGUCCUCCAGGAGUUGCGGAUGAAAGCGAAUUCAGUGAAUUCAUUUAUCUAAUUU
Molecule: messenger RNA, 2139 nt
Organism: Aspergillus steynii IBT 23096
Lineage: Eukaryota; Fungi; Ascomycota; Eurotiomycetes; Eurotiales; Aspergillaceae
Product: Siz/PIAS RING finger protein
Exons: 7
Coding region: 324-1928 (534 amino acids)
Biological process (GO): protein sumoylation
Molecular function (GO): SUMO ligase activity; zinc ion binding
Source: RefSeq, a predicted model, not a curated record